Parnassius apollo (apollo) is the source of this 231-nucleotide messenger RNA. The record is from the annotation of a GenBank genome assembly. Lineage: Eukaryota; Metazoa; Arthropoda; Insecta; Lepidoptera; Papilionidae.
AUGCGCGGGGCGGGCGGGCGGCACUUCGAGCGGCUAGGGCGGGCGGACCUCGCGUCUCGACUGAGAGGCGCGCAGCAUCGCGCCGCCGCGCCGCACCGCCCCCGCGCACUACCUCCCCCGCGCGCCGCCGGCCCUGCCGCGCCCUCCCUUUCCCUCGCCUCCCCACCUCGCCCCGCUCCGCGCCGCACUGUCUACGAUGCCUGCAAUCUCACCGGCCGUUCUACACUCUAA